AUGGAUCCUUUAUCUGCCCUUAGCCUCACGUGCAAUAUAUUGGCCGUGGUCGAGUUCACUUGGAAGCUGCUGACUGGGGCAGAUGAAAUCUACAAGUCCAAGUCGGGCGGUAGUGCCAAGACUGUGUUUAUUGAAGAUCUCACCGUUAAGAUCAUUGGCCUCAAUGAUGUAUUGAGCAAAUCACGCGUGAAGACUCCUGAUUUGGAGGCGCUGGUGACACAGACUCGGGAUUUGGCGUCAGAACUACUCCGCGCCUUGGUUUCGGUCAAAGUGAAUGGACAGCACUCUAAAUGGGAGAGCUUUGCAGCCGCGUUAAGGGAGGUCUGGGGUAAGGGUGAGAUCAGAGACCUCACCGAUAGGCUCGAAAGUCUCCAGAGACAAAUCACGAGGCAUAUUCUUGUUUCCACCAGCCAACAAGUUCACGACACUCAGGAAAAAGUCUGCGAGAUUGCCGAAGCUAUUAGGAAGAUCGAAUCCAAUCUGGUCAAAUAUAGAGUCAAGGACACAAAAGAAUUCAAAACUUCCAAGGAACAGCUCCUUCAGACAGUCCAGCGGUGUGUUUCACUCAAUGACCAGCAUGUUGCAGACUUGAGAGCAGCCAUUCUGGGACAUGGCAGUCGUCCCGAAGAAAGAUCCAUAGAGACUGGCUUAACGAGUUCUCAGCUUGUCCUCGCGGCCGCCAAGCAGUUCACUGGUGCUGCGAACCCGGAGCGGAUUUACGACCAGUUUCUCCAGGCUAUACGCUUCAGCAGGAUCUUAUCUCGAUAUCAUAAUAUCAGUGACGCAUACCGCCAGACAUUUGAUUGGAUCUUCGAGGACUCAUCAUCAUCAGAUACUCUAACCAACAUCAAAUCAACAUUACGAGAAUGGCUGGAGACUGACAGCAAAAUAUACUGGCUUUAUGGAAAGCCGGGGAGUGGGAAAUCGACAUUGAUGAAGUAUCUCUGCGAUAAUCCCAAGACGAAGCAACACCUCCAGGUAUGGUCUGGUGGGAAUAAAGUCGUCAUAGCUAAGUUCUACUUCUGGAAUUCGGGUGACACUCUUCAGAAGUCUCAGGAGGGCCUUUUGCGCUCCAUCAUCUUCGAGAUGCUGUCUCAAAGUCAAGAUUUGAUCCCAUUAGUUUGCGACGCUGUCGACGGCUUCACUCACUUUGAUCAAGACGACAAUUCCUGGAAGUCAGACACACUUUUGGACAUGUUCAGGGUCAUAGCAAACUCCAUAAGGGUCAACUUUUGCCUAUUCAUCGAUGGACUGGACGAAUUCUUGGAUAAGACAGCAACACACCACGAUCUGUUGAAGACACUUGAAAUGAUGAGUUCCUCGCCACAUAUCAAAAUUUGUGUCUCAAGCCGGCCAUGGACGGUCUUCCGUGAUGAAUAUGGGGACGAAGCUCAUCUUAAAUUGGAGGACGCAACACACGAUGACAUCGAACAUUACGUGACGGACAAGUUCAAUCAGCAUGCACAGUUUCAAGUACUGAUGUCUCGAGAUCCAGAGUAUGCUCAAAUAAUCACUCAAGUUGUAGACCGAGCUCAAGGGGUUUUCCUCUGGGUAUAUCUGGUUGUUCGUACACUUCUCGAGGGGAUUACGUACCACGACUCACUUUCCACACUACAACACCGACUAGAGGCCAUUCCGCCAGAUUUGGAGCCGUUCUUCCAGGUCCUCAUAGAUUCUGUCUCUCCGAUAUACCACAGGCACAUGUCUCGUUACUUUGCGAUCGCUACAUCAUCCAGUCAGCCUCAGUCUGCUAUGAUGUACUCUUUCUUGGAUGACGUUGGGGAAAAUCCAGCAUUUUCAAUGAAUCUCAGAUGCAAAGAAAUGGAGAACGAAGACUUUAUGGACCGAAUAGAUGAGUUGCGGCGGAGGCUUGACGGUCGAUCUCGAGGCCUCUUGGAGUUGGGAACUUCCACACGAUCCAUCGUACAGGAUGGCUUUUUCAUAUGCGAAGUGAACUUUUUGCAUCGAACGCUCCGCGAUUUCCUGUUAGACUACCACGGCAUCCACGAGACGUUCAAAAAACGGCUGGGAAAAGAAAACCCUGCACUGACGGCCUGUUAUGCUAUCCUUGCUCUAAUGAAGACGGCGCCUUUUCCCGGCGUUGGAGAGAUGAGUGGUCGGUCAAGGAAGCAUCCAAUGUAUGACUACACACAUAACCUGUUCUUUUUUGCGUCAGCGUCUACCAUGAUUUCAAACUCAGAAAUGGAGCUGCUGAGUAUUAUUAUCAAAGCAGACAGGGUGUUUCGCGCCGAAGCGGUCAAGCACGUCUGGAUGGAUAAAGACUCCUGGUUUCUCGGCCUGGCUUCUGCAUUCGACUUCCUCCCUUACGUGAAGUGGAGGUUGGAAGUAAGGAAUCACUUACCUGAAGCGAAACAUGAACCCAGCUCUUAUCUCACUGAGGCGCUGGACGUGGCGUUGAAUUUCGAGAUCCAGCAGCCUCUGAAAACAGCAUACACGCAACAGGCGCAGAAAGACCGCCUAGACGCAGCAGACAGUGUUCCUUGCCACUGCAUCUCUCUUCUACUGCAAGCCGGCGCGAAACCCAAUGAAAUCCCGCAAAGAUCUUACAGUAGACUCGAAGGGACUGUGUGGAGCGCCUUCAUCUCGCAGCUCGAGUCAACAUCGGUGACCGAUCGCGACCAUGUGUACAAAGUCGCAGAAUUAUUACUCAGCCAUGGUGCAGACUGGAACGCCUCUUUCGACGGCCAAACCGUGGGAAUGAAACUCGUCGGGAUACUUGGUCAGGAGUUGACCGCGCAGCUUCAAGGUCAAUUUGGGAGAAGAACUUUGAGGAAUAAUAACACCCAAGCAGUCUCGGAUAAUAGCAUCCAAGAAGUCCCGGAAAACACGAAAGAUAGUCGGCGCAGAGCCUGUGAUAUAUGUUGUUUGAUGUAG
Pestalotiopsis fici W106-1 is the source of this 2895-nucleotide messenger RNA. RefSeq lists its product as uncharacterized. The record is from RefSeq and is a predicted model, not a curated record. Lineage: Eukaryota; Fungi; Ascomycota; Sordariomycetes; Amphisphaeriales; Sporocadaceae. The coding region runs from base 1 to 2895 and encodes 964 amino acids. The transcript is spliced from 2 exons.